This is a messenger RNA of Astyanax mexicanus (Mexican tetra), 3081 nucleotides long. Its product is annotated as vasoactive intestinal polypeptide receptor 2. The coding region runs from base 123 to 1439 and encodes 438 amino acids. NCBI's taxonomy places the organism in Eukaryota, Metazoa, Chordata, Actinopteri, Characiformes, Acestrorhamphidae. Gene Ontology annotation, cellular component: plasma membrane. Gene Ontology annotation, biological process: adenylate cyclase-modulating G protein-coupled receptor signaling pathway; cell surface receptor signaling pathway. The transcript is spliced from 13 exons. Gene Ontology annotation, molecular function: G protein-coupled peptide receptor activity; vasoactive intestinal polypeptide receptor activity; peptide hormone binding. The record is from RefSeq and is a predicted model, not a curated record.
GCUCAGCCCCGUGUCCGCGAGCGCCUCAGACAGCGCGGGGCGCGAGGGGCAGCGCGCGCGGCUCCGCGUCUCUCUGAGAGCUGAGCGCUGCAGGUUUUACCUCACACAGAUUUCCCGCGCAAAUGGACUCUACCGUGCAGCAGCGCGCGCUGGCUGUGCUCCUGCUCCUGAGUGCGUGCCUACAUACGGUGUGUGGAAGACACCCAAUGUGCAGUUUUUACCAGGAGCUGCAGAGAGCAAAGGAGGAGUGUCUGACACGACUUCAACAGCAGGAGCACAACAACUCCAGCGGUCCUGGUUGUAAGGGCGUAUGGGAUCGUAUCUCCUGCUGGGAUGGAGCUGAGGUUGGGCAAAUCGUCACCAUCCCUUGUCCGCCUGUGCUGAAAACACGCUUCGAUAGCAAUGGGAAUAUCAGUAAGAACUGCACAGCUGACGGUUGGUCUGAAGUUUAUCCCAACAUCACCAGUGUGUGUGGCACUGAGACACAGCAGGACAAGUUGGUGUUUUACACGGUGGUGAAGACUCUGUACACACUUGGUCACAGUUUGUCUCUCAUCGCAUUAACGACAGGCAGUGCCAUCCUCUGCAUCUUCAGGAGGUUGCACUGCACGCGGAACUACAUCCAUCUGAACCUGUUUCUCUCAUUCAUACUGAGAGCUGUGGUCGUACUGGUGAAGGAUAGUGUUCUGUUCUCCCACAGCACUGACUGCAGUGAUCAGCCCUCACUGGUUGGCUGCAGAGCAACCCUGGUGUUCUUCCACUACUUUAUACUGGCUAAUGUCUUCUGGCUGCUGGUGGAGGGGCUUUACCUGCACACACUCCUGCUGGCCACGUUUGCUGAAAAAACACACCUGCUGUACUACAUGAUCAUCGGCUGGGGAGUUCCAGCACUUUUUGUGUUUGCAUGGAUACUGACAAGACAUCAGCUGGAAGAUACAGAUUGCUGGGAGCGUAAUGAUCAUCCAGUUCCCAUUUGGGUCAUCAAUGGACCAAUCGUGUUUUCCAUUAUGGUGAACUUUAUUCUGUUCAUCAGCAUUAUUCGAAUUCUGCUGCAGAAGCUACGCUGCCCUGAUGUUGGGGGUAACGACCACUCACAAUACAGGAGACUGGCUAAGUCCACUCUGCUGCUGAUUCCUCUGUUUGGAAUCCAUUAUGUGGUGUUUGUGUCUCUCAAUGAGUCUCUGGCCGACUACAAGAUCUUCUUUGAUCUGGCUCUGGGCUCUUUUCAGGGUUUGGUUGUGGCCAUCUUGUAUUGUUUUUUCAACAGGGAGGUGCGGUGUGAGCUGAGGAGAAAGUGGCAGAGCUUGUGUCUAAACUGCCCAACCGUCUGGAACUCCACUUCCCAGAAUGCAUGUGUGCUCCACAAACAAACCGGCACUGAAUCCCAGGGGCCAUCCAGGGUGGCAUCAGCUCUACAGACAGAAGCCACUCUGCUCUGAUGAAGACGAUGCUUCAGGCGUGUUUGAGUUUGUCUUACAUUAAUAAAUGUUGCAGUACUUUGUUUUGAGCAGUUCCCAUUAUGUACAGUUCUCUAAAAUCCUUGGAGUGUAUAUGUAUUUUUGACAGAAUACUGAGUACUAAAAUACUAGCAGAUCUCAAAAAAUUAGAAAAUCAUAGAAAAGUUACUUUAUUUCAGUAAUCCAGUUCAAAAUGUGAAACUCAUAUACUGUAUAAUAUAGAUGUAUCACACACAGAGUGAUCUAUUUUAAGUUUUUAUUUCUUUUAUUGUUGAUGAUUAUGGCUCACAGCCAAUAAAAACCCAAAAAUCAGUGUCUCAGAAAAAUAGAAUAUUUGGUACUUUUGGCAGUGUGGGCAGUGUACCAAGUCCUGCUGGAAAAUAAAAUCCACAUCUCCAUAAAAGUUGACAGCAGAGGGAAGCAUGAAGAGCUGUAAGGUUUUCUGGGAAAACAAAACUACACUGACUUGAUAAAACACAGUGGACCAACACCAGCAGAUCAGAUGUCUUUCCAAACCAUCACUGAUCAUCAGUAAAUUUUACAUUUCAUUUGUAAAUGAAGGGAUCAGAGUUUGGAGGAAGAGUGGAAAGAAACAGAGUCCAAGCUGCUUGAGGUCUAGAGUGAAAUUUUCACCAAUCAGUGAUGGUUUGGAGAGACAUGACAUCUGCUGUUGUUGAUCCACUGCUGUUUCCUCUGCUGACAACUUUUAUGGAGAUGCAGAUUUCAUUUUCCAGCAGGUCUUGGCACACUGCCCACACUGCCAAAAGUACCAAUUAAUCUUAUUUAAAAUUCUUAUUUCAUGAGACUGGAUUUUAAGCCAUAAUCAUCAACAAUAAAAUAAAUAAACGCUUAAAAUAGAUCACUCUGUGUUGAUUACAUCUAUAUAAUAUAUGAAUUUCAUUUUUUGAACUAAAUUUCUGAAAUAAAGUAAAUUUUCAAUACAGAAGCUCUGAAUCUGUUGCUGCACAGUUUGUGUUGGUCAUACUCCAGCUCUUCAUCACUGCUCAGUUCAGCAAUGACAUUAAGGUGUUUAAAACCACCAGCAGCUCAACACACACUAACACCUCAUACACCCCCACCAUACCAGUACAGACACUGCAGUGCUGCUUUGUGGGGGGUUUCUCUCCUGUGGGGUUCUGAUCAUUAUAGAACAGGGUGAAAGGAGGAUAAUAAUAAAGUAUAUAGAGAAACAGAUACAGAACUGCAGACUGUGAUUGUACUACAAACUACAAAGUGUCCUAUAUGGUCAGUGGAGCUGAAAAAAUAAAUAAUGGGCAUAGAAACAAUGAGGUGGUCAUAAUGUUAUGAUUGAUCUGUGUAUUUAAGGUUAUAUAAAAAGCUUUUUGUACUUUUAAGUUCUUGUUAUUGUAGCUGUCAGUCCUCUGGACAUUCGCAAGGUAACAGUUAAGUGGAAGUAGAGACUUCUGAUAGUCUAGUGAUUUAAAUUUGUAUUAUGUAAUUGUCCAGAUAUUGUGUAUUUUGAAUUGUAAACACUUAGAUGUUUAACAUGAGUGUACAACCAAAGCCAGCCUUUGUAAAUGUAUGACCCCAAUUCCAAAAAAGUUAGGAUAUUGUGUAAAAUGUAAAUGAAUGUAAAUAAAAAGAGAAUGCAAUGUUUUGCAAA